AUGGCACGGAAACCAAACUACACCAAUAUCGAAAUCGAAAUUCUAAUCGAAGAAGUACAACAUAAUAAGGAUAUUUUGAAUUCCGCCUUCUCAGAUAUAGCCACAAAUUCCAGCAAGCAAAGAAUGUGGACAAGUAUUGCUUCAAAGGUCAGCGCCGUCAGCUGCGGUGUGGAGAGGUCGGCGGAAGAUGUGAAAAAGAAAUGGAGAUGAAACAUUUCUUGUGACACAAAGAAGAAGUUAUCAACUGCCCGUAAGGAAGCCAGAAAGACCGGGGGAGGAGUUUCGGCGAGAGAAAAACUCAGUCCCAUUCAACAAAAAAUAGCUGAGACUAUGGGCCAAACAGCCAUUCAGGGGAUCCCCGGCGGAUACGACAGCAGAGAUUGUACAAGCACCAUCACACAACCUGUUGAGCAUGUACACGGGGAGGAUAGAGAGGUAGAGGAAUAUAAAUCCAGUGAGUCCACGCAAAUAUCUCAUGUCCCAUGCAAGUAUAGGAAACGGAAGAGAUCUUCCACCCUCGAUGAAGAGCACAAUCUCCUGCAGAUAGAAAAAGAAAGAUUAGAGGUACACAAUAGAUAUUACUGCAUUGACGAAAGAAGACUCGAGUUGGAGGAGAGAAGAUGUUAUUUAGAGGAAGAAAGAGGCAAACGAGGUUAUAUUAUUUGUGAUGCCAACAGAGUGCCGAAAUACUAUGUUUCACCAGCAGAAUUCUCUAAUUUUCAAUAA
Molecule: messenger RNA, 726 nt
Organism: Magallana angulata
Lineage: Eukaryota; Metazoa; Mollusca; Bivalvia; Ostreida; Ostreidae
Product: myb-related transcription factor, partner of profilin-like
Cellular component (GO): nucleus
Source: RefSeq, a predicted model, not a curated record